AUGGGUGUCCCCAAAUUCUUCAGAUGGCUCAGCGAGCGGUAUCCUGCCAUCUCUCAAUUGAUCGCAGAGAACCGCAUCCCGGAGUUUGAUUGUCUCUAUCUGGACAUGAACGGCAUCAUCCACAACUGCACUCACAAAGACUCAGAUUCGCCCACCUUUCGGAUGACGGAGGAGACGAUGUUCAUUGCGAUUUUCAAUUACAUAGAGCAUCUUUAUGGCAAGAUCAAACCCAAACAGCUGUUCUUCAUGGCAAUUGAUGGGGUAGCUCCCCGAGCCAAAAUGAAUCAGCAGCGCGCUCGUCGAUUCCGCACCGCCCUCGACAAUGAAAAGGCCCGGGAAAAGGCCAUCAAAGAGGGCUUGGAGAUGCCGAAGGAAGAACCUUUCGACAGCAAUUGUAUCACGCCGGGAACCGAGUUCAUGGCUAAGCUCACCAAGCAGUUGAAGUACUUCAUCAGCAAGAAAGUCUCCGAGGACGUUGACUGGCAAGGCGUGGAAAUCGUCUUGUCGGGUCACGAAGUUCCCGGUGAAGGCGAGCACAAGAUCAUGGAGUAUAUCCGGCAGGCCAAGGCGCAGCCAGGUUACGACCCUAACGUCCGCCAUUGCUUGUACGGGCUGGAUGCAGAUCUCAUCAUGUUGGGUCUGCUCAGUCACGAUCCUCAUUUCUGCUUGCUUCGAGAGGAAGUCACUUUCGGAAGACAAGCCACCAAAAAGUCAAAGGAACUAGAGCAUCAGAAUUUCUACCUCCUACAUCUGUGCAUUGUCAGAGAGUACCUAGAGCUGGAAUUCCAGGAACUGGAACAAGAUGGAGCCCUCAGUUUCCCCUUCGACAUGGAACGGGUCAUUGACGAUUUUAUCCUCAUGGCUUUCUUUGUUGGCAACGAUUUCCUUCCGAAUCUUCCAAACUUGCACAUCAACGAAGGAGCGCUGGCGCUCAUGUUUCAAAAGUACAAAGAGAUCCUUCCCAAACUCGGAGGUUACAUCAAUGAACACGGUGUCAUCAAUCUGCAGCGGUUGGGUGUUCUCCUAGAUGCGCUGUCCGAUGUCGAGUAUCGCUUCUUUGAGGCGGAAUAUGCGGAUGCGAAGUGGAUCAACGCGAAGCGGAACAUCCAGGCAAAUGGCCAAAACGGAGAGGAGCCUCUCAAAUCUUCCCGUGGCCCAGUCAGGAUCACUCCUGAGCAGAAGAAAUUGUUCAAGGACGUGAAGAAGUAUUUCAUCGCUCCAGCCAACAAAGACCCCGCUACUAGACAGCCACUGAAGCUUCCUCCUACUCUACCAGCAAGAGAUCGAAAGUUCAUCGAGCAGCUCGCCACCGAUUUGAACCUGCAAUGGUUGACGCAAGAGGACGAAGAUGGCAAUCGUUUCAUCCAAUUAGAAUUUCCGUCGGUUGGCAAGGACGAGGACUCUGAAGAGGAUGAAGAAGCCCAACUAGCCGUCACUCGGGUUCUCAAGCGCUACGAAAAUGCUCGCGUUGAAGACGCCACGGACGAGCAGACUCAGCAAGACAUGAAAGCCAAGUACGACGCCAAAUUCCACGAGUGGAAAGACAAGUACUACCAGGAAAAGUUCAAUUGGGGACUUGAUAACGAGGAAGAACUCAGAAAAUUGACGGAGAACUAUGUUCAAGGUCUGCAAUGGGUGCUGUUCUAUUACUACCGUGGUAUUGCCUCUUGGCCGUGGUUUUACCAGUACCAUUACUCGCCCAUGAUAUCCGACAUCAAGAAAGGGCUGGGAGCCGACAUGAACUUCCAACUCGGUCAACCAUUCCGGCCGUUUCAGCAACUCAUGGGAGUGCUACCCGACCGAAGCAAGAAGAUCGUCCCUCAGGUCUAUCACGAGUUGAUGACCUCCAAGGACUCCCCCAUCAUCGACUUCUAUCCACGAGACUUUGAACUCGACAUGAAUGGCAAAAAGAUGGAAUGGGAAGCAGUGGUCAAGAUUCCCUUCAUCGACGAGAAGAGACUACUCACCGCCAUGGCUCCGAAAGACGCGCUUCUUUCGGAAGAAGAACAGCUUCGCAAUGAUUUCGGUAUCAGCCUGAAGUUCACCUAUUCCCCCGAGGUCGACUACACUUACCCGUCCUCCUUGGUUGGCGUCUUUCCUGAUCUCCCGCAUUGCCAUUGCAUUCAGAACGAGUUCGAGCUUCCUACCAUGGAUGGCCUGGACCCGUAUGUUGGCCUGCUGGAGGGCACCAAGCUCGGGGCCGCCGCUUUGGCCGGGUUUCCGACCUUGAAAACGUUGCCUUUCACCGGAUCCCUUAGGUUCCAUGGGGUCAACGUCUUCCAACAAGAUAGUCGAAAUGAGAGCAUGAUCAUCACCGUGUUGGACACAGAGACGCGGACGAAAGUCGAAUACGCCAAACGAAUGCUCAACCAGCGCGUCUUCAUUGGAUACCCGUUCUUGCAAGAGGCAAAGAUUGUCAAGGUUUCAGACGAACUUUUUGACUACACUAGUCCAGAACACGCACCUCAGGACGUCAGGCCGACAGAGCAUGCUGGAAAUGAAGUUGAUCAAUUCUACAAGAAAUCAGAGCGUGUUGAAAAAUGGUACAGCAAGAGACUUGGAAUGAUAAUUGGCGAUGUCGAGUCCUUGGUCCAUGUCGAGAUGCUGAAAGGCCUCAAGAAACUGGAUGAUGGGUCGACAGUCAAAGAAUUCGCCGAAAUGCCCGGGUUGGAAACGAUCCACCCGACGCAACUCGUUGUGGAAAGCGUUAUCAGCGAGGACGUCCGUUUCAUCGAGAAGGCUGCUGUCCCAAUCGAGGAAGAAUUUCCCGAUGGUACAAACGCUUUCUUCCUUGGAGACUAUGCAUACGGGAUGCCGGUCAGUGUGGUUGGCCAUGAGGAGGGAAAAGCAAAAUGUCUCAUCGCAUACUCUAAAGCGCGACAAGUUGAAUUCGGUCGUGAGAUCGCUCGUCAAGCAGAGAGAUUGUCACCAUACACGCCAUCAUACCAGGUUGCCCGGAGCCUCAACUUGAACGCCUUGGUCCUGGCCAAAAUCACAUCGUCAUUCUCCGUCAAGGUUGACGACCAGCGAGUGAACCUCGGCCUCAACCUCAAAUUCGAAGGGAAAAAGCUCAAGGUGUUGGGCUAUUCUAGAAAGACCUCGACUGGAUGGGAAUACAGUCAGGCUGCGGUCGAGUUAAUCCAGCAGUACAUGAUCAAAUUUCCGCAAUUCAUUGCGGCGAUUCACAACAACUCUCAAGGAGAUAUGUUGCCAGCCAAGGUCUACUUUCCCGGAUGUGACGAGAAAGAGGUGAAGGCCAAGGUAAAGGAAAUCCAAGCGUGGCUUAAGGAAAUCGAGUCGAAGAAUUUCGAACGGGUGCCGUUGGAAGCCGAGCAGCUCGACUCCGAGGUCGUCAAGCGUAUUGAACAAGCAGCUGAUGAAGCAUUGCGCAGCGAGCCACCUCCACAGAACAAGACCAUCGGCGGAGUGCCUCGGAAUGCUUUGUUGAAGCCCUCAGACGCACAAUGGCGGCUAGGCAACCAGAGAUUCGCCCUGGGAGAUAGAGUCAUCUAUGUGGCCGACUCGGGCAAAGUCCCGAUUGCAUCAAAGGGCACCGUGGUCGGACUAACGCAGACGACGAGGGAGACGUUCCUGGACAUUGUGUUUGACGUCUCUUUCAUGAGCGGCACUUCAUUGGGAGACCGCUGCUCACCUUUCCGAGGAUCUACAGUACCAACAUGGUCAGUUCUGAAUCUCAGUAACAGACAGGUCGUUGCUGGGUCCAAAGCGAGCGCAAACCGACAGACAAAUGGCUCGAGCUCUUCUCCUCUUACGGUGCUCGGUUACGGUCAGCCAGGAAUCAACGGCCGAGGUCAACUGCGUCCAGCACAGGUCCCGGCAGCACUGAGAGGGUCGUGGCGAGGGGCUGUGGCCGGUCAAGCUCCAAGCGGGCGUGGAGGAGCAAACGGUGGCGGUGGUCGAGGACAAUUCACCGUGCCUAUCCGCAGUUUCUCUGCCUCGCCUGCGAACGGACGUGGAAAUCCAGCCAACAAUCCAUUUGCACAGGGUCGCGGAGGUCGUGGUGCUAUGGCUCAAGCUGGCCGAGGAGGGUACACCUCCGUCGACCGGGGCGAUGCUCAGGCCGGUGUGGUUGCAAACAAUCCGAACUUUCGUCCCAAGGCUCACAACAACGUCCCUCCGCCUGCGAAUUUGAAUAAUCCUGCCACACCGCGUGGCCGUGGUAGGGGGAGAGGUGGAGCAUCGAGAGGUGGUCGAGGUGCACCUCGUGGCGGAGCCGCGUAA
This is a messenger RNA of Capronia coronata CBS 617.96, 4242 nucleotides long. RefSeq names its product alkaline phosphatase D. Gene Ontology annotation, molecular function: 5'-3' RNA exonuclease activity; RNA binding. The coding region runs from base 1 to 4242 and encodes 1413 amino acids. Gene Ontology annotation, biological process: nuclear-transcribed mRNA catabolic process; rRNA catabolic process. The transcript has a single exon. The record is from RefSeq and is a predicted model, not a curated record. Lineage: Eukaryota; Fungi; Ascomycota; Eurotiomycetes; Chaetothyriales; Herpotrichiellaceae. Gene Ontology annotation, cellular component: nucleus.